This is a messenger RNA of Vitis vinifera (wine grape), 1245 nucleotides long. RefSeq names its product glucuronoxylan 4-O-methyltransferase 1. Gene Ontology annotation, biological process: xylan biosynthetic process. Bases 127 to 999 code for a protein of 290 amino acids. The record is from RefSeq and is a predicted model, not a curated record. The transcript has a single exon. Lineage: Eukaryota; Viridiplantae; Streptophyta; Magnoliopsida; Vitales; Vitaceae.
CAUAUAACUUUAUGUACAACCCUAAACUCCAUCUUUUUCUUUCACUUUCAUACCCAACGAUACAAAAAAGGAGCAGUUCAGUCUCUCCAACUCUCAUCCCCACAAAGCAGUUUUACACAGGGAAACAUGAGGCCUAAAUCCCAAGCCCUCAACCUUAGGCUCCUUCUCCUUGGCAUCUUCUUUUCCUUUGUCCUUCUGUUUGCAUUAAGAUCAAGCUUAUCAUCUCCCCAGGAAGACCUGUCUCCCAUAUCACCAACUUCUUUACCAAAGGUUUCAAAUACCAUAAAAGAAGGAAAGGCAGCAAACUGCUCACCAACUUGCACCAAGAUCCCAACCUCAUUAGCUCAAGCCCUCAUUCACUACACAACCUCAACCAUUACCCCGCAACAAACUCUCAAAGAAAUCUCAGUGACAUCCAAAAUUCUAGUGAAUAAGUCCCCAUGCAACUUCUUAGUUUUUGGCCUAGGUCAUGACAGCCUCAUGUGGAGGGAACUCAACCAUGGUGGACGUACAAUUUUCCUAGAAGAAGAUGAGGCAUGGAUUGAGCAAAUCAGACAGCGUUUCCCCAAGUUAGAAUCCUAUCAUGUCAUGUAUGAUAGCAAAGUGAACCAGGCUGAUAAUCUCAUGGAGGUUGGCAAAGGGCCAGAGUGCAUAGGGGUUGGUGAUAUAAGACACUCUACAUGCCAACUUGCCCUGAAGGGUUUGCCUAAUGAGGUUUAUGACAUAAAAUGGGAUUUAAUUAUGGUUGAUGCUCCAACAGGUUACUAUGAGGAGGCACCUGGGAGGAUGGCUGCCAUAUAUACAGCAGGGAUGAUGGCGAGGAAUAGAAAAGAUGGAGAGACUGAUGUAUUUGUGCAUGAUGUGAAUAGGGUGGUGGAGGAUAAGUUUUCCAGAGCAUUCUUGUGUGAUGGGUACAUGAGAAAACAAACAGGGAGGUUAAGGCACUUCAGAAUUCCAAGUCACAGGGAUGGCUCAGCCAAGCCCUUCUGCCCUUUGUAAUUUUUUGCUGCUCAUCUGUUUUUGCCCAUGUAAGGGAAGUUGAGUAAUUUUUUUUUCAGGCGAAAUGAUCUAAUGAGCAAUGAGUUGUGGAGAUUUAUAUGCUCUACUCAAUCGAAAGGUAGAGCAACAGAAAUAUUGUUGAACCUCAACAACAGUCAGAAUGGAAUGCAAUAAAAAAGGAAAACUUCUUUUAUAGGAGUGCAACAUGAAAUGAAAUUAAUAUCCAUUCGGGUUUCCAAUUUCUUA